Molecule: messenger RNA, 3264 nt
Organism: Musa acuminata subsp. malaccensis (wild Malaysian banana)
Lineage: Eukaryota; Viridiplantae; Streptophyta; Magnoliopsida; Zingiberales; Musaceae
Product: EIN3-binding F-box protein 1
Biological process (GO): SCF-dependent proteasomal ubiquitin-dependent protein catabolic process
Cellular component (GO): SCF ubiquitin ligase complex
Molecular function (GO): protein binding
Source: RefSeq, a predicted model, not a curated record
UCUGUCGCUUCCCCCUUCUUUUAUGUGCAGCCGACGCCCCGCUCCUCACCCAACCCGAUUCCUCCCUCCUCUCCCUCGCUCCGAUUUUUCCCCCCUAUAGAUCGACCGAUCUGUGCGGGGUUCUUCCUCUGAUGCGCUCGGCGGUCUCUCUGGAUCCGGCUUCGCUGUCUUUCUCGUCGAUUGGCUAUAUUUCGUUGCUGUUGGUUGUGGUGAUCGGGUUCGGCUCCUCGGAGUUGCUCCUCCUCCUUUCUCAGCACGCAUGGCGGCGCUCGUCAACCGCAGAGGCAACGAUGAUAUAUGCCCUGGUGGCCCUCUCUUCUCGAACCUCGUGGAUUCGAGCUUGCUUCUGUCUCUCACGCGUAACGUCGAUGUCUAUUGCCCUCCUCGUAAGAGGCCCAGGGUCACUGCUCCGCUCAUCUUUCGAGCAGGAGAGAAAAUCGCGGAUGAGAAGCUGCAGCGUUCGAUCGACACUCUUCCUGAAGAGUGCCUCUUUGAGAUCCUCAGGCGGUUGCCAGGAGAUAAAGAGAGGAGCAACUCCGCUUGCGUGUCUAAGCGCUGGCUUAUGCUUCUGAGCAGCAUCCGUUCUUCUGAGUUAGCUCAGAAGAAGCCUAGUGUCGAAUCUGUGAAGAAACCUGUGCCGGAUCUGAAUAAGGAUUGUGCUCUGGAUGAGCAUGAAAGUGAGAACAAUGGUUAUCUCACCAGGCGCUUGGAUGCAGAGGAAGCUACCGAUAUUAGACUUGCUUCUAUUGCCCUUGGUACCUACAGCCGAGGUGGGCUGGGCAAGCUUUUCAUUCGAGGAAGUAAUUCCACUCGGCUCACUGAUGUGGGGCUCUCUGCAAUUGCUCAUGCUUGUCCUUCCCUUCAUGUUCUAUCCAUGUGGAAGGUACCAUUAAUCACUGAUGCUGGCCUGUCGGAGAUUGCCGAUGGAUGCCCACUGUUGGAAAGGCUUGACCUUUGCCGGUGUCCGCUGAUCUCGGACAAGGGCCUCAUGGCUGUUGCUCAGAAGUGCCCCAACUUGAUGUCUUUGACAAUCGACUCAUGCUCAAGCAUCGGUAAUGAAGGUCUUCAGGUUAUUGGUCGUUGCUGUCCAAAAUUAAAGUCUGUUUCCAUCAAGGACUGCCUGCAUGUUGGUGACAGAGGAAUUGCAAGCUUGGUCUCUUCUGCAUCUUCUUCCUUGGAAAGGCUAAAACUUCACACCUUGAACAUCAGUGACAUUUCUCUUGCUGUUAUUGGUAAUUAUGGAAAGAAUGUUAUUGAGCUAUCCCUCACUGGGUUGCAGAAUGUUGGCGAAAAGGGAUUUUGGGUUAUGGGAAACACUCUUGGCUUGCAGAAGUUGAGGUCCAUAACUAUUACUUGUUGCGGCAAGCUGACUGAUAGAGGCUUGGAAGCUAUUGCAAAGGGUUCCCCUUUCCUGAAGCAUCUCUCUGUUCACAAGUGUUACUACCUUUCUGAUGAUGGUUUGAAAGCUUUUGCUGAAACAGCGAGGGCACUUGAGAGUUUGCACCUUGAAGAUUGUAACCGGAUUACUCUUAUGGGUGUCACUGCUCUUUUGGCAUGCAAUUCAGAGUUAAAGUCACUAGCUUUGGUGCGAUGCCUCGGCCUCAAAGAUUUAGCUUUUUCCCCAACCCGGCUGCCAUCAUGUGUGUCACUUACGUCCCUGACCAUCCGAGACUGUCCAGGUGUCACGGGUGCUAGCUUGCAAGUGGUGGGGAGGAUCUGCUCCCAGUUACAGAAAAUAGACUUGAGUGGACAAGCCGGAGUCACUGAUGCUUCGCUCAUCCAAUUGAUUGGGAGUUCUGAGGUGGGCUUUGUGGAGGUCAAUUUAUGUGGUUGUGUUGAUCUGACAGAUGACUUGGUUACCUUGCUGGUUAAGGCACAUGGAAGUACACUGAAGAUGCUUAAUCUUAAUGGUUGUAAGAAGAUUACUGAUAGAAGCCUCCUAGCUGUUGCAGACAGCUGCUCCAUGCUUGAUGACCUGGAUUUGUCAUGUUGCUCAGUAAGUGAUUACGGUGUGGCAGUCCUGGCAUCAGCAAGGCAGCUUAAUCUCCAUGUCCUUUCACUUUCAAGUUGCUCAAAGGUCACUCAGAAGAUUGUGCCAUUCUUGGGAAACCUGGGGAAGUCUAUGGUGGGACUGAAUCUUCAGAACUGCAGCUUGAUCAGCACCCAUGGGAUUGUUUUGCUCGAGGAGAAGCUAUGGUGGUGUGAUAUCAUAUCCUAGAUGAACACCAGGGUAAAAGUUGGUACAGGGAUAUUUCUUGAGAGUCUAUUUAUCAAGCUUUCAUGAGCUCCGAAAGCAGAAACACGUCGUGAACAGCAGCAGUCUGUUUCUGUUUGUUUUUGGCUCAUAUCCUCUGGUCAUGGACCUGUGGCUGAUUUCAUUUUUGCAGAUGUUCUUCAAAAGAGAACUCUGUUUUUGGGUGUUUGGCAGUCAUCGACUGGCUGGAUUUCCUCUAUUUUGGCUUCAAGUCUUGGAGGUCACAACCAUAUCUGGUAUGGGUUUAAGUUAUUCACUCAUGGGUGUAGUCAUCGGUUGUGGUAGAUGUUUUCCAUAUGAUCCUGGUUAGGUUUUAAUUACCAGGGAACCCUCAUGCAGUGCGUCUCUGGUGUUUUAGCCAAGUCAUAUUGGCAAUAUUUGUGGGCUGAACUUGAGUCCAGAAGUUUCAGGCUGGUCACUUCUUUCCGUCGUUCCACUCUGGGUUUUAUGCUUUCUGAGUCAUUGGAGUCUGUUGUCUGCUUUAUUGUCUUGUUUGGUUGCUUUUGCACAGUUAUUAUCGGAUGCUUGCGACUAACAGGAUUUGGCUAUGGCUGCAUAUAGUUGGAGCAUGCCAUGACAACCUUGAUUGGUUGUUUUUUCACCAAAUCCCCACUUUUGCAAGCUGAUGGAGGACUGAGAUCUUUGCGACCUUUCUAUAAUGAAUAAACUUGUUUUAUGGAUACGUGAUCCCAUUUGGUGUUCUUGGCAUACUAGUUGAUCUAUGUUUGUGAUUCUUGGUUCUUCUGUAACAAAAGACUGGUCAUGAGGAGUAUGAUGCUCUGCCUCUGGUUGGCUACAUACAUAUGUGGUGAUCAAAAUCUGUAACAUCUUUACCUACGGUGGAUGCUUCUUUUUGGGUUUUUCUGUGGUGAUGGAAGAGGAGGAUCCACCAGUGUCUAUUCCUGUAUGAAUGAUGGCUCUGUUUUGUGUGGCCACAGAUAUCACGACGUCUCCGGUUGUAUUCCUCAAUGAACCAAAGGUAACAGUCGAUACCAUUGUUCUUUUCAUUU